UGGCACUGUACAUGGCUUUAUAAAUUUUCACUAUUUUAUGUGCACAAAUUUCACUCUCGGCGUUAAAUUCUAAGAUUUUAUAUGGAAUAGAACAUCGAUUAGAAUAUAUAGAAUUGUUCUAGAACCUCACCAAAUCUUUUGUUAAAACCUCAAAUAUGAAGGGUUUCUUAAGAAGUCCAGAUGGUACUCUUUACCAGCUGGCCCCGGCCCCUAAGAUGACCACAAUUGGUCGAGAGGGGUGUGACCUUAUUGUACAGUCCGUCAGUGUAGAGAUCCAGCACGCUGUCAUCGAACAAAGCGAACAGGAAGGAUGUUUUGUUCUCCAAGAUCUCAACUCGGCCCAAGGAACGUACGUGAACGACUGUCGUGUCCAGAAUGCGGCUGUGCGGCUUGCACCCGGAGAUAUCAUCCGCUUUGGGUACAACGGCCAGCCGUAUGAACUCCAAAUCGAUAUCCCACAGAUGGUGUCAUGUCCACCCAUAUCUCAGUCGAGACCAAGCUGGACUCAACCAAUCACAGUCAUCCCAGACAGAGUUGCCGAUUACCAGCAGUCGGCGGGAAUCUCGCAGUCAUCGUAUCGUGGGCAGAAUGCAUCGUCAGCUUGGGUUCCCGUCUCUCAACCUCCUAUGCCACAUCCCCCGCCGUCUAUGAGGUCGCGGCCCCUUAGUGCGGGAUCUGCUGGUGUGCGACGACCUGGGCCAGCAACACCCACUGGAGUUGCUCCAAGAAGUGUGACAGGUGCAUGGGUCAACACAGGAACUACACGUAGCCACAGCCAAGGGAACUCACCCACCACAGAAAUCAUCCUAUUACAAGAAAAGGAGCAGAAGAUUUUACAACUUAACCAAGAAAUCAACCGUUUGGCCUCGUACGAAAAUGAAGCUUCGCGUAAGGAUGAAAUGAUCACGCAACUCAAAGAAGAACUUAACCGAACGCGUCGGUUGGUAGAGACGUCAACAGAUGGCGCCCUUGCGAGUCGCGUGAACCAAUUACAGGGGGAGAUUGAUGCAAAGACAGCCGAAUUAAAAAAGCAGGCGCAUAUAAUCAGUGAAUCGACUGACAAUCCGGCGUCUCUGCGUAUUGCUCUGAAUGAGCAUGUCCAGGCCAACACAGACAUCCGUAGCGAGUUGGAGAAGACGAGAAAAGAUAAGAGCAUCACAUCUGGUCUCGUCACACAGAUGCAGCGCGAUAUGUCAAAUAAAGAUGCGACCAUCAGUAGACUGACAAGAGAGAUAGAAAAUUUAAAGAAAGAAUUAAAGGAAAAAGAUGUGCAGUUGGCUGCAGUGAAUGCUAAGUUCACGAGGUUAAAAGACAACAAGAAAGCAGACGAGGAGCGCGAUGCUAAUGUGAAAGAACUUGUUGCACUCAGAUCUAAAUUUAUGUCUGCUGAGAAUAAACUUCAGGAAGCGUCAGAAAAUGUUAAAGCUUUGAAAGAAGAAUUGGAGAAGAUGAAGAAUGAUCAGGACGCAGAAGCACAGAAUUAUAAGAAACUCCAAGCAGAGCUGGACAACUCCAAGUCGCAGCUCACAAACCUCCAGAGAACUGAGAGGACAGUCAGGGUUGAUAUGGAGCAGACCUCGCGAAGGUUGGAGCGUUUCCGAAAUCGCAUUAUUCAGGUGACGUUUUCGACACCUGGCGUGAAGGCACCCGAUGACGAGGUCAGCGAUGACGAACUCGUCACGAUGCUUAAGAAAGUCAUCGACGAGAGGACGGAGUUGCACCGUCACAACCUGGACAUGAAGGAUGCCGUCAAACUUACCAAUGCCAGUAAGAAGGAGAUAACGGACAAACUGAACAAAAUAAAACAUAGCCUUUUGGAAUCACAGAAACGAUUGAAGAGCAAUGGGCGCCUUUCGAGUCACUUGAAACAGGAGAUUUCUCUCCUCCAAUCAGUGCAGACAGAGGAGAAUGUUGCGUUCAUUCGAGAUGUUGCCGUGACGAUGCUCCAACAUGAACUUGAAUGGCAGCAGGAGACGGAGGACGCUUUAGAAAAAUGUGGCAUUAAUGUCAAACUUUCGUCAGAGAAUCCCGCUAAACACAUCAUCAACUUGUUCACCAAGUUAGACGCAUCCUCUGGCUCCAUGGACAAGUUACAGAAGGAAUUGGCGUCAUUGAAGGUGGAUCACCAACAGGAGUUGGAGGCACAUACAGCGAGACUCCGUCAAGAGAUGGAGGACCGCAUCAAGGACGCUAUAGAAAAAACCAAGCUAGAGGGGGAAGAGAAGUUAAACCAAGCCAUCGAUGAUAUUCGAUCGGUCGAAGAUGAAAAGAGAGAAGGUGUUGUCGCCGCCGAGAAAUCACGCAUCGCUGAAUUAGAGGCUAGUCUUGAGCAACUCCAAGCGAGCAUUACAGAAAGACAAGAGGACGACUCAUCAAACCGCGAAACAACAAUGGAGGCAAUCAGACAGGUUGAAGAGUACAAACAUUUGGAGGUGGAACUCCGUGAAAAGAUCGCCGAGUUAGAAACCGCCAAGGCCAAGGCUGCGGAGGAGUUUGCCUCCGAGAAGGGCGCUUUGGAGUGCAAAGCAGACGAGGACAUGGGGAGUUUCAAGGAACAGAUUCGUCAGCAUUCAGUAACCAUCUGCGCCAUGGAGGAGCGACUCAACAAGGUGAUGAAGAAGAAUAAGGACUACCAGGCGGAGAUUUCAGAAUUGAAGCAGAAAAUAGCAGAGAAGCCAGUGUCACCUCCGCCUAAAAAGAAGCCCGAACUCGCGCCAAAGCCAAAGGUGAUUUUGCAGAAGAACACUGAAGAACUUGCGGCGAUGGAGCAAGUCAUUCAAGUGUUGAGGAGGGAGAAUAUCGACUUGAAGAAGCAGCUUCAAGAUCAGGCAGACGUUAUUGUCGGACUACGACGGGAUCUCGCUGGGGCGUCUGCUCGGCUCAGUGAUAUGAGAGGUGAACUCACUGAAGCCCAGAAGGAAGAAAUCGAGAACAACCGAUCAAAGGUUGGUCAUCUUCAGGGCGAGAUGUUGGAACUCCGUCAGCAAUUAGCCAAACUGUCUCAAAUUGUCGACAAACAGUCAGAGGAAUUAAAGGGAAAAGAUUCAGAAAUCGGCAAAUUUAAGGCCGCGCUGAAUAAAUUCAAGAAUGUAGCAAAUGAGAAGGAGAACAAGAUCAAGGAUCUCGAAGGACGUCUCGUCAUGUCUGAGGAGGACUCAAAGAAACAGUGCGAUCUUCUUGAUAAGGAGGGUCGUAUCACGUCCGAACUGACUGCAAUUGGUGCCCAAUGUCGUGGAGAGAGACACGAACAGGUGAUCGGGAGACAGAGGGAAGCUCUCGCCGAGCUGCGUGGACGCAUCAAGGCUUUGGAACAGUCAAGGCCUCCAAUUCCAAACAAGGAUCAGGCCUUGCAGCAGGUUGUGAUGCUCAAGAAAGAGCUUGCUGAACUCCGAGCACAGCAAGCCCUCGCCGACAGCCACAAUGGCGACCUUGGCGGUAGCUCUUCCCUGGAGAAGGAGGUGAACCGAGCACGAGGCAUUGUCACCAUCCAAUCUGCCGAGGCAGAUGUGGAGAAAAGCGCACAUCGGGAGACGUUGGACACAUUGGAGGAGAGUGAAAGAUCAUAUCUCACUUUACUUCGCGCUAUUGCCAGCUGUCUGGAGCUUGAAGAGUGCCGGGGACUGCGUUCAAUGGCGCACAUUCCAAAAGAUGAGCGUGACAGACUCGGGUCCGAGAGAGAACAGAUGUGCGAGCUGAUGUCGAGUCGCAUCAAGACGUUGAAGGAGAGGUUAUCGAGGAAGGAAGAACUUUUGCAGGGCUAUGAACAGGGCCUUUCAAAGCUUCGCCAGGCUGAGGAACUCACAGUCAAGAGGCAACAGCAGGUCGAAACUCUUGUGUCUGACGUGCGAGGGAAAGCUGAGGAGACUCAGUACCUGCGUGAGUCACUCGCUAGGACACGGAACCAACUUGACCAGGAGAAAAGACUCAACAAUGCAAUUAAACAGAAAAAGACAUUCCACUUAGAACAAAAUGAGAAAAAACAAUAUCCCAAACACGCUUGUCCCCCGGAAGACAUUUUUGGAAAGAACUCGGCGAGGAGACGUGCCGAGAAAGAAAAGAUGAAACGUAAAAAUUACGAGAUCAAGACGCUAAAAAAUCAACUUGGAGGUCGCGAACAGGAGCUUUGUAAACAAACAGCUCGUUUGGUGAAUCUUGAAACAAGUUUGGGUAUACCACUAGAUGAUGAGGAAGUCAUGGCAUAGAUAUCCCUAGCCGUCCAUCGAAAUUCAUCUAAAUACCAGAAAUACUCAAAGACAAAGAACAACGAAGUUCCACAUCUGGAGCCAUUGUGCUAUGGACCGUUCAACAAAAGAUUGGAUGGAAAAUAUGGUCAUUCAUGAUGGAGUCUUGUCAUCUAUGGUUCUUUAGAGAUUAACCUGUGGGACACCUGAAAACACUUUCUAAGAAAGUGUUUGGUGAUUGAGUGAAUACCUUUGAGUAAACCUAGCGUACUUGCAUAAAAAGUCAAUGGUGGGAGAUGCACCGAGGGAGAAGGUACAGUCUGUUUCCAGCAUGCCUGUACUUAGGAUAAAGUUAAUGGGAUUAAGGUUGCCACAACUGACAUGUAAGUCCAGUGAAACUUUAGUGCAAGUAUGCUAGGUGAAAAAAACUGAAUACAUUUGUGGAUCUCUUGAAAAAUGACGAAUCUAAGAAGGAAGUUGUGAUAUGAUACAGUGUGCACGGAAGUCGGACUUUCAUCAUUGUCAUCUUAGAAGCCAAAAAUAUUUUGUUACGGAAGAAAACGAAUUAAGUUGGCACACAGUCACUUGUUUUAUGGCUUUCAUUUAUUUAUUGAUCUGAAUACUGAAAUAGGUCUUUUAUGUCUUAUGAAAUUUCUCCUGAAAUUGUGAUAUUUAUGACAACACUUAUUUAAGAUUCUAAACUUGAUUGUUAUAGAUGGUGUCUAAAUUUGUUGUUUUAGAAUUAGGAAAAUUUCUUCAGCCUGUUUCUAACUUGCAUAAUGUUCUGUUUCUUCUCUGAAAAGCUGAAUAUUUUUUCAAAACUGGUCAAUAUUCAUAGAUCUAUAGGUUAUGAAGAACGGGGGAUGGAUAUGCUGGUAUUGAUUGAUAGAGUUGAGUGUAGGACAGAGCCUUGGGACCAGUAGUAGUGGACCAGAGAGAGAGGGUUAUGAAUCAAGAAUGUUCAAGUUCUUGUAUUUUUGAUCUAGAGUAACCAGAGGAAGAGGUAUGACAGAGUGUAAAAUGUUCCCCAUCAUUAUAUAACUCAUGGCAUUGACUGUCUGUUGAGGUCUUUCUUACAAUAAGGCCUUUGAUGAUGACUAAUUCUUGCCUGCCAAAUAGUUAUAGUUCACUGCAUAGACUAGUCACUACAAAGGAGUAGGAUGAUAAAUGUUUUGCCUAUGGGUUCUUACACUCCCUCACAAUUCUAAUUAAUCUUUACUCUUCCGGAGUCUUAUAAAAUGUCACAGAUAUCUCACCAUAUUUUAGCUUUCACUCACAUAUUCAAUAUGUUUCCCUGUCAUUGAGCUUAUAUGUUAUAUGGCUGUAUAUAGUUUAUUUAUAUUUUUUAUCAUGAUUUAUUGAGUUAAUGUCAUGCUACUGUUAAAAAUUAACUGUAACAGUCUUCGUGUUGGCAUAGUCAAAAUAUCACCACUAUUUUCAGUUUACAUCACCUGAGUCUAAAUUGGGCGUUUGGAGCCAAAAUCUGUUUUAACCAGCCCAGUCAUGGUAAGCCAUAUGUAUGUACCGCAGUACUUUAUUUGAACAUUCCAAAAUGGGAAAUACUCUUUCACCGAAACUAUGACAUCUCCAGACUCACUAUAGGUAGCUUACAUUCCCUACAAACUUUCAUGGUCAUAUCAGACUUUCUUAAAAACGAAUUCUGUCCUCGUAGAUUAUCGGUAGCAUGACGUUUGCCAAGUCAAUCAACAAUCCAUCCCAUUAUGUCUUAAUUGUCUCCGUCCUAUUAAUUGGUCUGUAUAGUUUGAUUUCUAUUUAGUACAUUCUUCAUUUCACUGUAAAUAAACUGUAAGCCUUUUUAUCGAAUGGUUUUUGAUAUACUGUAUAUUGUGCUGGAAACACUGAUAAUAGACUGUAGACUAUAAAAAGUUGUCCUCUGUCUUAUUUUUGUCCAACUU
Molecule: messenger RNA, 6097 nt
Organism: Lineus longissimus
Lineage: Eukaryota; Metazoa; Nemertea; Pilidiophora; Heteronemertea; Lineidae
Product: forkhead-associated domain-containing protein 1-like
Exons: 25
Coding region: 156-4202 (1348 amino acids)
Molecular function (GO): protein binding
Source: RefSeq, a predicted model, not a curated record